UUAUAAAUGUGCAGAACCUGAGCGAAUGAGGAAUACAAAGCCUAUUGGUAACAUGGAGCAUCAUCUCAUCAUACUAGUAGUGCUCUUGGUAUGCCAGGUGGAUGGGGGAACUUUUCGUACUGAAAUCGUUGGUGGCAGGGAGGCUGCUCCCAACUCUCACCCUUACAUUGCUUCCCUUCAGUUAAGACGUCAGCAUUUCUGUGGUGGAUCCCUCAUUGCCCAGCAAUUUCUAAUGACAGCUGCACAUUGCCUGGCAGACAUAAACGCAAGAGACGUGACUGUAGUAUUGGGUGCCCAUUCGCUUCGCAGCAAUGAGGCCUCCAGACAAACAUUUAGAAUUUCUCGAGUGUUUGAAAAUGGCUUCAACCCACAGACACUGGAAAAUGAUAUACUUGUUUUACAGCUUGAUAGGAGAGUAACUCUGAACUCAAGGGUUAAUUUGAUUAGCCUACCUCGGACCAAUGAGACAGUCCCUGCUGGGACCCAGUGUGUCACUUCUGGAUGGGGAAGAUUGGGAACACAGGCAAGGAUUCCAGACCGUCUUCAGGAGCUCAAUGUCACAGUUACUAGUGGAGAUUUAUGCCGUCCCAACAACAUAUGCACUGGAGUAUUCAUGCAGCAGGCUGGCAUAUGUUUUGGGGACUCUGGGGGACCUCUUGUGUGCAACGGGGUCAUUCAAGGCAUUUCUUCUUUUAUCAUCCGGAGUUGUGGAAGUGGAGUAGCUCCUGACUUCUUUUCACGAGUUGCGCUUUUCCGGGACUUUAUCGAUCGCUCCAUCAAUAGCUGACAAAUACAGAAAGGUCUCUCCAUCUCCUUCUGGUAUCUUCAUCAAGUAAACCAUAACCCUUAAGCAUUCCAGCUGGGUUCUAACUCUGUGACUGUCACAUUAGGGUGCUACUAUGCUUGUAUGCAGUGACCACUUGCUGCACAAUUUUGCUGGUAAUACUGCAGGCAUAGAUUUAUCCAUGUGCGCCACACAGCGUGAGAACACAGCCUUAUAGAGUAUUAUAUAGUUUAUAUAUAGUUUCAUCUUAUCCCAAUAUGAAUACCCAAAUGAUAUUAAAAAACAAGAUGUGUAUUUCCAUCUCAGCAUUGUUUUGGUGUUUAUUUUAUCAAACUGUAUGUGAAUAAUGGCUUGUUUUCCCAAUAAAGUGUUUAUUAUCACAUUAUCCUCUUGUAACUGAU
Molecule: messenger RNA, 1185 nt
Organism: Hyla sarda
Lineage: Eukaryota; Metazoa; Chordata; Amphibia; Anura; Hylidae
Product: myeloblastin-like
Exons: 5
Coding region: 26-787 (253 amino acids)
Biological process (GO): proteolysis
Molecular function (GO): serine-type endopeptidase activity
Source: RefSeq, a predicted model, not a curated record